UUAGCAGGAUGAGCGUCAACAUGGCAGCUGUACUGUCCACUAGGCUGUGCGAUAGCAAUCCUGCAACUCCUGGGACGCAGUCCAUGAAGGAUGACAUCGAGGAGAUCUCCAGUGAUGGCAGUCAAGCCCCCAAGAGACGUAGGAUGGGUUCAGGAGACAGUUCCAGGAGCUGUGACACAUCCAGCCAUGAGCUGGGACCUACAUACUUCCCUGCUGAAAAUCUAACAGAAUACAAAUGGCCUGCGGAUGACACAGGAGAGUAUUAUAUGUUACAAGAGCAAGUCAGCGAGUAUUUAGGAGUCACUUCAUUCAAGCGGAAAUAUCCAGAUUUGGAAAGAAGAGACCUGUCUCACAAAGAAAAACUUUAUCUGAGAGAGCAAAAUGUCAUCACAGAAACACAGUGUACAUUAGGUCUCACUGCUCUGCGCAGUGAUGAGGUCAUUGAUUUGAUGAUUAAGGAGUACCCAGCCAAACACGCAGAGUACUCUGUCAUACUCCAAGAGCGAGAGCGGCAGAGGAUUGCUAAAGAAUACUCUGUGAGCACUCUUAGUGCACAAAUGCUGCAACAGAAUCCUCAGAAAGUUGAGGCCAGUAAAGUGCCAGAGUAUAUAAAGAAAGCUGCUAAAAAAGCUGCUGAAUUCAACAGUAAUUUCAACCGAGAGCGGAUGGAGGAGAGAAGGGCUUAUUUUGACCUUCAAACACAUAUUAUCCAGGUACCCCAAGGAAAAUACAAAGUUCUACCUCCUGAAAAAACAAAGACUGGUCCAUACCCAAUUGCUCUCAUCCCUGGGCAGUUCCAAGAUUACUACAAAAGGUACUCUCCAAAUGAGCUCCGCUACUUGCCCAUGAACACAGCUCUGUUCGAGCCUCCCCUGGACCCAGAGCUGCCUGCCCUGGACAGUGAUGGCGAUUCUGAUGAUGCAGAGGAGGGGAAACGAGAAGAUGGCAAGAAAAAAGGUUCCUCGGACAGUUCAUCUGGAAACACUUCGGACGGGGACAGCCAAGACAUCGGAAUUCAAUCCAAAGUUAAGAGCAAAGACCGACCCGGCACCCAAAACAAAGAUGCCACUCCUCGCAACAUCCAACACAAAUCUGUCCCUGGGUACAAGCCUAAGGUCAUUCCCAAUGCAAUAUGUGGCAUAUGUCAGAAGGGUAAGGAGGCCAACAAGAGAGGCAAACCAGAAGCUCUUCUCCACUGCUCCCAGUGUCAAAACAAUGGUCACAUGUCCUGCUUGGAUAUUAGUGCUGAGUUGGUGUCCCAGAUAUAGACGUAUCCCUGGCAGUGCAUGGAAUGCAAGAUGUGCACUGUCUGCGAGCAGCCCCACCAUGAGGAGGAGAUGAUGUUCUGUGACAAGUGUGAUCGUGGUUUCCACACCUUCUGUGUGGGCAUGGACUCUAUUCCCCUGGGUGAGUCUUUACGUCUCAUUGUUCCUUGUUUCACAGCAUUCUCCAGACCUCAAGUGGGACAUUCUAUAAUGCUUAACUUCAUGUCCAAAAACAAUAUCCAGGGAGAAAGCAAAGAUGGCACUUUGCUUCUUCUUUUGAAGCUCGAUUUUUAGUUAAUCGCUGCUUUUAUCACCAUGUUUUCGACUGGUUUAUAUAACAUUUGUGUUGAAUGUUUAAUUUAGGUUAUGUAUGUGGCACAAACAUAAUAAAGAUUCCAAGUCAUGAAUUAAUGACUUGAGUUGUAUUAGGUUCACACUCGCCUUUAGAAGUAUGACAAUAUGUAUGAUCAGUUAUGGUCAUAAUCGCAAUUAUUUGUUUGACAAUUAAUCGUCAGACUAAUCUCACAGCCCUAGGUGUCAUUGUUUUGGUCAUUUUUAUAUGUAACAAGAAGAAAUGUGAUAAAAUUUCGGUUCUUCCUGGUCAUUGUUUUAUUAUAUCAAGCCAUGCUUUAAUUUUGUUCAGUACAUGUAAGCCAAUGUUUUCCAUGUCCCGUCCAAGGAUCAUUUUCUACUGUCCAAAAUGUUUGUCCUGUGUUUUCAUGCAGGCUGUUGGGUCUGUGAUUUAUGCAAGAAAGUGCAUAGUUCUAUUUUUCUACUUUUUGAAUGACAAGCCUAUACAAUAAUUAAUGUAUUUUGUCUCUUGCAUUUUUUGGGAUUUACCACAUUUUGUAGCUGAUUUAGUUUUUUUUUUGUAUAU
Messenger RNA from Xyrauchen texanus (razorback sucker), 2142 nucleotides. RefSeq names its product PHD finger protein 10 (gene phf10). The record is from RefSeq and is a predicted model, not a curated record. Lineage: Eukaryota; Metazoa; Chordata; Actinopteri; Cypriniformes; Catostomidae. The transcript has 11 exons. Gene Ontology annotation, cellular component: npBAF complex.